This is a messenger RNA of Dreissena polymorpha, 1167 nucleotides long. RefSeq lists its product as uncharacterized. Lineage: Eukaryota; Metazoa; Mollusca; Bivalvia; Myida; Dreissenidae. The record is from RefSeq and is a predicted model, not a curated record. The transcript is spliced from 8 exons. The coding region runs from base 1 to 1167 and encodes 388 amino acids.
AUGGCGACAAAACCAGGACAGACUAAGCUAACCUGGAGUGAUAUACGUAGUUGGGAGCAGGUGUUUGAUAUAAAGGACCUGGGAACCCUCGUUGGUAUUGUAAGGGAGCUGAGACUAGACACCAAAGGGCUGAAAACCCUGGAUGAUUUCCAUAAACUUAUUCUUGACCAUUGGAAACGCAGUCGCGGGGACUUUGUACUAAAAGGGGAUGAGCUGUUCCCGACAGAUCCCCUGAAAUGUACGAACACCGUGUGCGAAAUACGCGUCAGCGAUAAUGGAGUGAAGGAGGCCAUCGCGUUCUACAAGCCUGAAUCCACGGACGAUGGACAAAAAGGUGUGGUCAUUGUAGACACCCCUGGGAUUGAGGGUGGCCAGAAUGUUGACCAAAGUUUGACCAGGUACCUGAGCAAGGCCUUUGGGUUCAUCUUUAUAAUCAACACAACUACAGCAGGGGGAGUACAACCAUCCAGGACUGUGGUGAACAAUGCGAAAGAUUUCGAUCCCAAGGCCUCUCUUUUUAUCGGUAACAAGUGGGAGUUUGUACCAAAUGCGGACAAAGAAGACGUAAAAGCGGACAUUUUCGCAAAACUCCAGAAACUCUACCCUGGCAUUCAACCGAGUCAGAUCCACUACAUGUCUGUUACUAAGAUACCUGAUCUAGUCCUGACGGGUAGUUCAGUGGUUCUACCCAGGUGGCUCUCCUCAUUUUUGCAAAGAUGUGAAUACCUGUUGAGAGUGUUCUGCAAUAACUCGGCCCAAGAUCACGGACAACUUGAGCAGCAGAGGAGCAGCUUGAAAGAAAGAGUUCAGCUUUUGAGGAAAAAUUCUGAUGAGUGCACUAAAAAAUUGCGAGAGAAAGUGGAAUAUGAUAUUUAUAAAAUCACAGAGAAAGUAAAGGCUUAUAUGAAAUCAAAAGCAUUUCUUGACAGUAUAUGUUACUGGAAAGAUCCUAAUGAAUGCCCGAAGGUACACCGGAAGUGGAAGACGUCGGCAUAUGAGGCGAGCGUGAAAAUCUCGUCGAGAACAACCGAGGUCCUCGAUUACUGGGAGAAAACCAACAAUGUCCUGAAAGCGAUCGAAAACGAGAUCAUCGAAGUGUUCUCGAAGGAACUCGGGUUAAUGGAGGAUCAACUGCAGAUUUUAGAAGGUAUCUAUGGUUACGUGUAA